CCCUCCAUCUCCUGCACUUCCUGCAGUCAGCAGCUCCAUACCUCCACCCGCCUUCAGUAAGAAAAAGUCAGAAGGAGGAGAAACAAAAGUGCACGAGACUGGCUUGUCCUUCUCCACCGGCUCUGAAACGAGCUCGUGCAGCUUCCCCCAGCCGAACGGACCGAACCAGAACCCGGUAUCGGGCUCUUGAAACAAGGUUCUGGGGAUCUUAGAGGAGCCUGGGAAGCCCCUGAUAAAAGAGUGGAUGAUGCAGCUUUGGAGCAGCCCGUAAAAUCAAAAUCUAGAACCGUGCACGGGACUAAUCAGCUGCGGAUCAGGACUGGAUCAGGUCUGGAAUUGGAUCAGAACCGAAUCCGGUAUGGUUGCAUGAGUGGGAUCAGCUGUGCAGCUUUUCAUGUACUGGAAAAAUGAGCUUUGGGCUCCACUGGGGGAGGGAAACCAGCUUGUAUCUGAAGGACUUCCCUCUGAUCAGGUGAUCGGCGCCCGCGAGCACGCACGCAGGCACGGAUUCACUUACUCACGCGCGCGCGCGCAGACACACGGACGCGAGGACUCACCCACACACAUACACAUUCUGCAGCUCGAGCGGCGGAGGACACGGCGCGGACUCGCCAUGUCCCGUUGUGACAGUGACUCUCAGAGGGAGCCCCCCCGCUCCCCAUCCCCGUCCUCCUCCCCAUCCUCUCCUCCCUCCAGCGCCUCCUCCUCCAGCAGGAACGUGUGCGCGAGCUGCGGCCUCGAGAUCCUGGACAGAUACCUGCUCAAGGUGAAUAAUCUAAUCUGGCACUUGCGCUGUCUGGAGUGUUCAGUGUGCAGGACGUCAUUGCGUCAGCACAGCAGCUGCUACAUCAAAAAUAAGGAAAUCUUCUGUAAAAUGGAUUAUUUCAGUAGGUUUGGUACUAAGUGUGCCCGCUGCGGCCGGCAGAUCUACGCCAGCGACUGGGUCCGGCGCGCCCGCGGAAACGCCUACCACCUGGCCUGCUUCGCCUGCUUCUCCUGCAAACGACAGCUCUCCACCGGAGAGGAGUUCGGCCUGGUGGAGGAGAAGGUGCUCUGCAGGAUCCAUUACGACACCAUGGUGGAGAACCUGAAACGAGCGGCUGAGAAUGGAAGUGGUCUAACGCUGGAAGGGGCGGUACCAUCAGAGCAAGACAGCCAACCCAAACCGGCCAAACGGGCUCGGACCUCCUUCACUGCCGAACAGCUGCAGGUAAUGCAGGCUCAGUUUGCUCAGGAUAAUAAUCCUGACGCUCAGACGCUGCAGAAACUGGCGGACAUGACGGGGCUGAGCAGACGAGUUAUACAGGUUUGGUUUCAGAACUGCAGAGCAAGACACAAAAAGCACACCCCCCAGCACAGCGGACCCCCGCAGGGUCACCCGCAGGCCCGCAUGCCCCCCUCGCUGCCCGACGAGCUGCAUUACUCCCCCUUCGGGAGCCCAGAGCGAGCGCGCAUGGUGGCCCUGCACGGCUACAUCGACAGUGAGUGGAACUUCUCCAGUACAAGAACAUGUCAUCCGUUUUCAGUUCUGACCACACAGAGUCUCCCUCAUCAGGCCAUGUCUCUGCCCCAGCUGCCCCUCAGCCGCUAAUGCCCCCCUGCCACCCGCCCCCCGCCCUGCCACUGUGACCCGCCGACCCCUCAGCCCCGACCUCCCGCUCCUCCUGCCCCGCCCUCCGGGGGUCCCGCCGCUCUCAGAGGGUCCCGCCGCUCUCCGGCUGAAGGACGGGGUCACGUCCCCUCCUGCUCUUGACCUCCGACCCCCCGAGGAGAGGGAACGCUUCCUCUGUCCUGUUCCCCGGGACAGGAUUUCCCUCACCUGCGGGCAGCGGAGCCGCAACACCUGCGAACGCUUACAGGACGCCUGAGCGCUCACCUGUCAGACUGGCAGGACUCUGGACUGUGUUAAAACCAGGAAACCGGCUCUCAGAUUCGGGAUUUGGACCUUUGGAUUGACCCGGUUCCUAAAGCGCACACUGAACGAUGCUCUGAGAAUCAGAUGAAGUGCUAAAGUGAUGAAGUGCUCUCGAAUGAAUCUCUCUCUCUCUCUCUCUUGGUGGAUCUAUGAAAGGAGGUAUAAUUUGUACACUGAAAAAAUGAUUAGUAAAAUUUACUUUAAAAAUGUUUCACUACUUUCUGCAUUUGCUUUUUUAAUUAAAUUUAAUUUCAGAUAAAUUUAAGUAACUUCAACUCGGUUUCAAGAUUUAAAUGUAACAUAGAGUAAAUAAGUGAACUGAACUUCAGUCACUCCUUUCUUUUAGUAAACUUUACUUCAUUUCUGCAUACAAUAUUACCUAAUACAAUAUUACAACAUUACUCAAUUAAUUUAUGAUACAU
This is a messenger RNA of Astyanax mexicanus (Mexican tetra), 2337 nucleotides long. RefSeq names its product LIM homeobox 6a (gene lhx6a). The transcript has 9 exons. Gene Ontology annotation, molecular function: RNA polymerase II transcription regulatory region sequence-specific DNA binding; DNA-binding transcription factor activity, RNA polymerase II-specific. The record is from RefSeq and is a predicted model, not a curated record. Gene Ontology annotation, cellular component: nucleus. Gene Ontology annotation, biological process: regulation of transcription by RNA polymerase II; forebrain neuron development; neuron differentiation. Lineage: Eukaryota; Metazoa; Chordata; Actinopteri; Characiformes; Acestrorhamphidae. Bases 395 to 1591 code for a protein of 398 amino acids.